Messenger RNA from Dovyalis caffra, 810 nucleotides. Lineage: Eukaryota; Viridiplantae; Streptophyta; Magnoliopsida; Malpighiales; Salicaceae. The record is from the annotation of a GenBank genome assembly.
AUGUUGCAGCUAAACAGUGUGAGCCGGGUAAGUAGUACCACCCAAAACCCUAAACUAUGGCUUGCCCAAUCCAACAGUCUCAGUUCACAAAAUGGUCUCGCAUUUAACAGUAUUAGUAAUACUAGAAGCUCAACCACCAAGAAGAAGAAAAAUUUGGGAGUGAAAUGCCAGUACUACGACCAGCAGCAGAAGAACUUCACCACUUCCUCGCGUCCUUCUCCUUCCUCUGCUCCUCCAGCUGGAGUAUCUCCGCCCAAGGUUUUUGUGGGCCAUUCAAUAUACAAGGGGAAGGCUGCUCUUACUGUAGAGCCUAAAUCCCCAGAGUUUUCUCCAUUAGAGUCAGGGGCAUAUAAACUAGUCAAGGAAGGGUUCGUGCUAUUACAGUUUGCUCCUGCAACUGCUGUCCGUCAAUAUGAUUGGACCAGAAAGCAGGUAUUUUCGUUGUCAGUGACAGAAAUUGGACAUCUGGUAAGCCUUGGUGCAAGAGAUUCCUGUGAAUUUUUCCAUGAUCCUAAUAAGGGAAGAAGUGACGAAGGUAAGGUUAGGAAGGUGUUGAAGGUUGAGCCACUUCCAGAUGGUUCUGGUCACUUCUUUAACCUCAGUGUUCAAAACAAAGUUCUGAAUGUAGAUGAGAGCAUAUACAUUCCAGUCACCAGGGCAGAGUACACUGUCCUCACCUCUGCUUUUAAUUAUAUCUUGCCAUACCUCCUAGGCUGGCAUGCCUAUGCAAAUUCCAUAAAACCAGAUGACAGUGGCCGGGUGAAUAAUGUCAAUCCAAGAUAUGGAGGUGACUAUGAAUGGAACAGGUAG